CCUUGGCAUUUCUUUUGCAUUUCUUAUACAUGUUUUAUGUAGAUAAAAUGUAAUGGUUGAAAAUGAUUGCAAAUGUAAUAUCGGACUGUAGGUUUUUGGAUGUCUCAAACCACCCCCGCAUGGUUUCAUCUCACCUUUAACCCUGAGCUUCACCACAUGGUUUUCUUCAGCACAUAAGAACUAUAGUGUCAAUAUUAGACCAAAUAAUUAAACCAUGUUUCUCGGAAAUGUCUAUUGAGUAGGGAGUAGUAAAAUGUUUAUAUUUUAUAACACACAAAGGUUUAGCAUGCAGUUUUUCAGUUGCAUCAAGUAUAUAUGUGCAGCCUAAAUGCAGAAAAUGUGGUUAAAAUGAUUUGAAUCUGAAAUCACACAAACCCUCACCAGUCACCAUAAAAUUUAUAUUUUGUAUUGUCUAUCUCUGUGGAUGACGCAGUGUUCUGGGUAUGACACUGGGUCAAUUGGAACAAACCUUGGGUCAAGGAUAAGGUUAUGCGCACAAGAGGAGAUGGGAAGCAGACCUGGUUUGACGUAGAUGGUCAAAAGAUCAGAUGACACAUAGGACCCUCAAAAUAGCAGUGAUUUAGAAUCUCUAUUGGGAAUUUGAAUACUGAAGUUAAGAUACAGGCAGAUUUUUGUAAAGGGUCCUUAGCAGUAAAGCUGUGAGAUUUCUAUGGAUUUGGUCUAGGAUGCACAAUAGCUGCUAAUAUAGCCAACAACUCAAAAUGUGCUGUUGUGAUUUUCACAGCCUAUGUGUUCUUAAUAAAGAACAUUGAAGCCUCCUUAAUCCUUAUUUUGGGGCUUCAACUCAAACUAUUUCUUCAUUCCCUGGAGGGAAUACUUUUUGGGAAAUGCCAUUUUGCCAGACAAAAUGCCAGAGUUUAGUUCGUUAUGUUCCCCUUUAAAAAUAGCAAAAGUAUAAGCACGUGUACAGGCUAUUUGAACACAUUUGCCCGAAUAUGUUACAUGUCAAAUAAUUCGAUAAUUUCAGUGUUAUGAAUAUUGCAGCAGAUGAUGUCAAAGCAACGUAUAAAACCUUGGUCCAGGUUGUCUGCCAGCCAGAAUACUAGCCUAGACCUACUGAUUCGGUCUGCUUUGCUAUCAACUUCCAAUCAGGUUCCGCGCGUUUCAGCACCAUGGUCGGCAGCCUGCUCCUCCUCCUCUGCGCUACCUGCUCGGUGUUGGUGGUGCUGGCCAGCUCCCACGACUUUCUUGAAACACGCUCCCCUGAAGACUCCAUCAAGACACAAGAAGAACAAGAAUUGUUUGAAGCUUUACAAGAGGUUCUUGAAAAACUACAGAGUAAGCAGAUGCCGGCCUAUGAGAAGAAGUUGGGUUGGGUUCCCAUGUGUGAUGCUGAUGCGGGUCAGCAAUGUGCAGUUCGCAAAGGUGCAAGAAUUGGGAAGUUGUGCGAGUGUCCACGGGGAACAUCUUGCAACUUCUCCAUCCUCAAAUGCUUUUAGGGAAUCGAGGACGACA
Molecule: messenger RNA, 1476 nt
Organism: Salvelinus namaycush (lake trout)
Lineage: Eukaryota; Metazoa; Chordata; Actinopteri; Salmoniformes; Salmonidae
Gene: cart1
Product: cocaine- and amphetamine-regulated transcript 1
Exons: 3
Coding region: 1134-1460 (108 amino acids)
Biological process (GO): negative regulation of appetite; positive regulation of MAPK cascade; cellular response to starvation
Molecular function (GO): neuropeptide hormone activity
Source: RefSeq, a predicted model, not a curated record